This is a messenger RNA of Trichogramma pretiosum, 1566 nucleotides long. RefSeq names its product metaxin-2. The coding region runs from base 264 to 1073 and encodes 269 amino acids. The transcript is spliced from 4 exons. Lineage: Eukaryota; Metazoa; Arthropoda; Insecta; Hymenoptera; Trichogrammatidae. The record is from RefSeq and is a predicted model, not a curated record. Gene Ontology annotation, biological process: mitochondrion organization. Gene Ontology annotation, cellular component: SAM complex.
UUUUUCGCGCAACGUCGAUCGCACUGGCACAACGGGGGGCACAUGUUUGCUGCAUGCCAAUGCGCCGGCCCGCAAAACGCGCGACUCCAAAGUUCUGCCUGCUGGCCUAGCUUUAGUUUUCAGAGCAUCGCGUUGACACGAUUUCGUCUGUUUUCUCACGAUAAUAUAAUAAGUCUGCUGCGACUCUCUGGAGAGUGUGUAUACAAUAUUGAGCUAGUCUGAAACAGUUAUAGUAAAACGAGCUUGAUAGAUUUUUUUGCAUCAUGCAGAACUCGACGUUACUGGAGCCCUGGGACGCUGGCUUAGGAGCUCAGGAGCCAUGGCCACAGCCGAUUCAUCUGUAUCAACCUUACGAGGUCGAGCAAAUACUUCUGCCGGACAAUGCCAAUUGUUUGGCAGUACAGGCCUAUCUGAAGAUGUGUAAUCUCGAUUUUACGAUCGAACCCAGAUGGAACGCCGAGUUUAUGUCGCCCUCUGGACGAGUGCCCUUCAUCAAAUGUGGAGCCUUCGUCGUGCCGGAUUUCGACAAUAUCGUCUCGUUCCUCAACAGCAAAGGCACCAACUUGUCUGAGAGUCUGUCGUCUGAAGAUAAAGUCAACUUGAGGGCCUUCCUGUCAUUGGUCAAUAAUGUGCUUUACAACUCGGAGCUGUACGUUACUUGGUAUCACAUGGAUACAUACAAAACCAUUACCAAAGAGAGGCAUGGUAGCGUUUACCCAUGGCCCCUCAAUCAUAUGCUGAAUUGGCAAAAGAGAAAUCAAGUUAUCAAAAGGCUCAAUAUUUUGGGCUAUAAAAAUAAAAAACUUGAUGAUGUGUUUGAGGAUGUUAAGAAGUGCUGUGAAUCGCUUUCUGAAAGGUUGGAGGAUAAACCAUAUUUCUUUGGAAACAAACCUAAUGAAUUGGAUGCAUUGGUAUUUGGACACAUUUUUAGUAUCAUAACAACGCCGUUAACUAACAACGUUCUGGGAUCAAUAGUCAGAAGCUAUCCUACGCUCAUUCGACACUGCAGAGAUAUUGAGAAUAGCAUUUUUUCACCUCAUGCUAUAGGGAUCAAUAGUAUUAUGAACUCAUGAAUUGGAGACAAGAAUUAUGUAAUGGGGUCACUACUCAUGAAGAAACAGUCACAUUCACGAUAUACAGAUAACAAAGAUUUCCUUGUGUAUAAUAUUUUUCAAACAUAUAGAUUUACAAUUUUAUUCAAGUACCUGCCAUAAUAUAAAAAAGUUAUAGAACUCUUAAGACCUAGAGUAAGACCACAUUAAUCUUGAAAAGAUUAUACAUUGAAUCUUUUGGUGCCAAUGUGAUCUGAAGUAAAUUUUUUAUGAAAACUUGUAGAUACACUACUGAAGGUGUAAAGUGUAGUACAAUAAUGAAUUUUAUGAUCAAAAAUGCUAUUUUUAUAAUUUUUUUUUUUAAAGAAUUUUUGAUAUUUAUUUUUUUUUUUUACAAUAGUAAUAAAAAAAUUAUGCUUAAAAUCAGUUCAAUCUAUAUCCUGCUUCUUUAAAACAUCCUACCAACAUGAUUCUAGUCUCUGAUUCACACUUUCACUUUAUCAGGCUUUUCUGA